AUGGGGAGAGGUGACGUGAACCGCCGCGGCGACGAUCGCCGUGGGGGACCGCCGACGGAUCGAAGAGACGACCGCGCGCGCGGGAGCGGCGCGAGGGACUUGCCGCGCGGCGGGGGCAACGAGCGUGAACAGCGCGGUGCGUUGCCACUGGUGCCGAGAGGAGACCGUGAGCGAGGCGGCGGCGCGUCAGCGGAGGUGCGCGUGUCGACGCCCGACGGGGCGACUCGAGUGGACGAGCCCUCGCCGACGCCGCGGCCCGCGGCAACGGAGCCGAUGUCGGACGAGGAGUUCGAGACGGAAUCGAAAGUGAUGAUCGAGUACUUCUUCGACGACAAGGACGUGGCAGAGGCGGUGAAGACGAUGAAAUCCUGGGCCGAGUUUGAACGCCGAGUCCCGACGUUCGUGGAGUCGUUCAUCACGUCUGGGUUCGAACGCAGAAACAUGGACUGGGAAGCCGCCGCGAAGCUGUUCCGCGCGCUCCCCACCAGCGUGGACGGUCCGGCAUCGCCGGGAUCGAUCAUGCUCGGCGUGAGAGCGGUGCUCGAUAACCUCGAGGACAUCAUGAUGGACUUUCCGAUAGCGGACGAGUGCCUCGCGAGGAUCCUCGCCGGCGCCAUCGCGGAUGGGUCGCUGACAUUCAAGUCCCUUGCAGACCACUGUGGAGACGCGGCUCCGCGCGAAGACGGCGUCGAGCCAGGGUACGUCAGGCGAGAAGGAUACGCUCUGUCGCUGCUCGUGAAGACACUUCACGCGGUCGCGCGUCUCGGCGGCGACCCGGUCGCAUCCGACGCCCUGAUCGGAAGCGGCGUCGACUUGAGAGACUUUGUCGGUGACCUUGACGCGGAGAACGUGGAGACGAAGGAAAACGUCCUCCGGGACAACGACCUCGCGAAGUACGCGAACGACGCGAUGACGAUCGUUCGCGAUACGCUGGACGCCUAUAAGGAGGCACCAGUCGACGUGGCAUCGUGCGUCGCCGCGCUCGAGAAGAACGUGCCGCCGCGCACGCGAGCGUCCGCGGCGUUCGUCGCCGAGGUGUCUGCGUUCGCGCUGCGCGCGGCAAUUCCGGACGCGCACGCGUUGGCGACGGAAGGGCCUCUCGCAUCGCUCGAGAAGCUCGCGCCUUUGCUGCGCGCGGUCGUUGCGGGAAAAAACCUCCCCGACGCGAGCGAGUGCGCGGUUACGCGAGAGCAGCGCGAGGUCGCGACGCUGCACGCCACGCAGGCGUUCAUCGCGGGCGCCAACCAUCCGAGUGGCGUCCUCGAACGCGUGUUUCGGGAUUUGUACAACUGCGACGUCUUGGACGCGGCGGCGAUUCUUCGCUGGCGCGACGACGCAUCACCGGCCAGCGCAAGAGUACCGGGGAAGGAUAAGGCUCUCUUCGCGGUUACUGAGUACCUGUGCGAGCUCGAAGAAGAGGAUAAUGGCGACGAGGCAUGACGCGCAUCGAUAGCCGUACUUUUGACUGAGAAACGUUCGUUGAAAACAAAAAAAUCGUGCUACCUGUACCUGUACAGUACACGUACAGUACGUGUACACGUACUGUAGCUGUACGACUGCUGUACGUGUACAGCUGCACACGUAGCCCUACAUACGUGUACUUGUACGAAGGUACUUUCGUACGAAAGUACUUUGUACUUCAUUGCGAAGGUACACAGCUACACACUACCUUCGAAGGUACGAAGGUACUAGCUACCUUCGAAGGUACCUCCGAAGGUAGUAGCUAGCUAGCUACCUUCGUACUUUCGUACGAAAGUAGUAGACUAGCUAGUAGCUAGCUAGCUACCUUCGUACCUUCGUAGAGUACUUUAUUUAUGUACUUCCGAAAGUACUUUCUUCCGGAAGGUAUGUGACUAGCUGACUACAGUACGUGUACGUCUAGAGUAGUACUGUCGGUUUGAUUUAUAAGACUGAGCUCUAACCCA
Molecule: messenger RNA, 1925 nt
Organism: Micromonas pusilla CCMP1545
Lineage: Eukaryota; Viridiplantae; Chlorophyta; Mamiellophyceae; Mamiellales; Mamiellaceae
Exons: 1
Coding region: 1-1440 (479 amino acids)
Cellular component (GO): eukaryotic translation initiation factor 4F complex
Molecular function (GO): mRNA binding; translation initiation factor activity; protein binding
Source: RefSeq, a predicted model, not a curated record